CGCCCCUCUCUGCUUUUCUGCCCACGGCCCCGAGCGAAAUCCAAUCGAAUCUUUUCAGUCUUCGACGAUCCUCCCCUUCGAGCAUACACCCACACAUCUGCCUCCCCACCUUGCCCCACAAGUGAUCAGCAUCAUGUCCGACGACGAGGCUCACAAUGUUAACUUCGAGAGCGCCCACGCCGGGUCGUCUCUAACCUACCCAAUGCAGUGCUCCGCUCUUCGCAAGAGCGGUCACGUCGUGAUCAAGGGGCGACCUUGCAAGAUCAUCGACAUGUCUACCUCGAAGACAGGAAAGCAUGGUCACGCGAAGGUACACCUUGUGGCCACUGACAUUUUUACUCAGAGGAAGUACGAAGACAUCUCGCCCUCCACCCACAACAUGGACGUUCCAAAUGUCAGCCGAAUUGAAUAUCAAUUGAUCAACAUUGACGACGGAUUCCUCAACCUCAUGACCGGCGACGGUUCGGGCAAGGAUGACGUCAAAGUUCCUGAGGGAGAGCUUGGAGAGCAGAUUCAAGCUGCUUUCGACGACGGCAAAGACAUCAUGGUGACCAUCGUUUCUGCCAUGGGCGAGGAGCAGGCUUUGUCAUUCAAGGACGUCACCGGCAACAAGUAAAUUUCCGGC
This is a messenger RNA of Microstroma glucosiphilum, 625 nucleotides long. RefSeq names its product putative HYP2-translation initiation factor eIF5A.1. The transcript is spliced from 5 exons. The record is from RefSeq and is a predicted model, not a curated record. NCBI's taxonomy places the organism in Eukaryota, Fungi, Basidiomycota, Exobasidiomycetes, Microstromatales, Microstromataceae. Gene Ontology annotation, biological process: positive regulation of translational elongation; positive regulation of translational termination. Gene Ontology annotation, molecular function: RNA binding; translation elongation factor activity; ribosome binding. Bases 134 to 616 code for a protein of 160 amino acids.